Molecule: messenger RNA, 2139 nt
Organism: Grammomys surdaster
Lineage: Eukaryota; Metazoa; Chordata; Mammalia; Rodentia; Muridae
Product: tolloid-like protein 1
Exons: 12
Biological process (GO): proteolysis
Molecular function (GO): metalloendopeptidase activity; zinc ion binding
Source: RefSeq, a predicted model, not a curated record
GGCACUCCAAAUCCUCACACCCCUUUGCUCUCCGGGCAGUCGGGAGCUUCCCUAGCUUCUGUAGGCUUUUAAGGUCUGGCGGCGUAGAAAUGCCUGCCCCCCACCCCCUUCCUCGGUCUCCCCUUUCAGUUCAGAUGUGCUGAUGUGCAGACCGGAUUCAUCUUCCCGGAGCGGCGGCGGUGGCGGCAGGCGGCUGCAGCUCGCGCUCGGCCGCGGGGUCCUGACAGCGGCGGGGGCGCGGCGCGGGAGCCGGAGCUCGGGUGGCAGCUGAGCCCGCCGUGCGCCUCUCGCCGCGGCCGGUCGCGAUCGCGGGAAGUUCGGCCGCUGGAAGGACGAUCUGGACCGUGCCGGGUUGGCUGCGGCUGUCCUGGGCCGAGCUCCUCACCUGCCUUCCGCCCACCCGCGGGCCCCUGGCCAAGUUCCCCAGCAUCCGGGGGAGCCAGGAAGCAUUUGCCCUCGCUAGCGUCCCGAAGACACCCGCAUGUCUCCGGACACCUGAACACUCAGGUCUUUCUGAGGAGCCUCCCAGUGGGGAGAAGAACACAGUCCCUAGAGCCCCGCAUAUCCACGCGGCACUCCGGGUCUGGUCCCCUCCUUUUCCUCUAGGGGAGGAGGAUGGGUUUGCAAGCGCUCUCCCCGAGGAUGCUCCUGUGGUUGGUGGUCUCGGGUAUUGUUUUCUCACGGGAACUGUGGGUCUGCGCUGGCCUCGAUUAUGAUUACACUUUUGAUGGGAACGAAGAGGACAAAACGGAGCCUAUAGAUUACAAGGACCCGUGCAAAGCUGCUGUGUUUUGGGGUGACAUCGCCUUAGACGAUGAAGAUUUAAAUAUCUUCCAAAUAGACAGGACAAUUGACCUGACUCAGAGCCCCUUUGGAAAACUUGGACAUAUCACAGGUGGCUUUGGAGACCAUGGCAUGCCAAAGAAACGAGGGGCACUCUACCAACUUAUAGACAGGAUCAGAAGAAUUGGCUCUGGCUUGGAGCAAAAUAACACCAUGAAGGGAAAAGCAUCUUCAAAACUGUCAGAACAAAAUGAGAAAAAUCGAGUCCCCAGAGCUGCGACGUCAAGAACAGAAAGGAUAUGGCCUGGUGGCGUCAUUCCUUAUGUCAUAGGAGGAAACUUUACUGGCAGCCAGAGAGCCAUGUUCAAGCAGGCCAUGAGACACUGGGAAAAGCACACCUGCGUGACUUUCACUGAGAGAAGCGAUGAAGAAAGUUACAUUGUGUUCACCUAUAGGCCUUGUGGCUGCUGUUCCUAUGUUGGUCGUCGGGGGAAUGGCCCUCAGGCCAUCUCUAUUGGCAAGAAUUGUGACAAGUUUGGAAUUGUUGUUCAUGAACUGGGCCACGUGAUAGGCUUCUGGCAUGAACACACUCGCCCAGACCGAGACAACCAUGUCACCAUCAUAAGAGAGAACAUCCAGCCAGGUCAAGAGUACAACUUUCUAAAGAUGGAGCCUGGAGAGGUGAACUCUCUUGGGGAGAGAUACGAUUUUGACAGCAUCAUGCACUACGCCAGGAACACCUUCUCAAGGGGAAUGUUUUUAGACACAAUACUCCCCUCCCGUGAUGAUAAUGGCAUCCGUCCUGCAAUUGGUCAACGGACCCGGUUAAGCAAAGGAGACAUUGCACAAGCAAGAAAGCUGUAUCGAUGUCCAGCAUGUGGAGAAACCCUACAAGAAUCCAGUGGCAACCUUUCCUCCCCAGGAUUCCCAAAUGGCUACCCUUCCUAUACACACUGCAUCUGGAGAGUGUCUGUGACCCCGGGAGAAAAGAUUGUCUUGAAUUUUACUACAAUGGACCUAUACAAGAGUAGUUUGUGCUGGUAUGAUUACAUUGAAGUAAGAGAUGGUUACUGGAGGAAGUCACCUCUCCUUGGUAGAUUCUGUGGGGACAAAGUGGCUGGAGUCCUUACAUCUACAGACAGCAGACUGUGGAUUGAGUUCCGUAGCAGCAGUAACUGGGUAGGAAAAGGGUUUGCAGCUGUCUAUGAAGCAAUUUGUGGAGGGGAGAUAAGGAAAAAUGAAGGGCAGAUUCAGUCUCCCAAUUAUCCCGAUGACUACCGACCAAUGAAGGAGUGUGUAUGGAAAAUAAUGGUGUCCGAGGGCUACCACGUUGGACUGACCUUUCAGGCCUUUGAG